This is a messenger RNA of Habropoda laboriosa, 1786 nucleotides long. Its product is annotated as UPF0676 protein C1494.01. The transcript has 7 exons. Gene Ontology annotation, molecular function: dioxygenase activity. The coding region runs from base 463 to 1470 and encodes 335 amino acids. NCBI's taxonomy places the organism in Eukaryota, Metazoa, Arthropoda, Insecta, Hymenoptera, Apidae. The record is from RefSeq and is a predicted model, not a curated record.
AGCACCGCGCAAGACGCACUGGCAGUGUCGAUAAUCGUAAGCUGCGCUUUUUCACGUUCGUGCCUCCCCGACGAAUACCCAGUGAAGUUCGUUCGCAAUCGGGCUGUAUUGGCUGGGUGGUGAGUUCGCACGUGGUAAGUGGAGUGUGCACGCGCGCGUCACACACGUCGUCGAUCCACGUAUUUUCCGUCCCGGUGUAUAGUGGUGCUGCUUGAUCGAACGUAAGCGGACGGGCACGGAGAUCGAGAGAAGAAAUAAAAAAGAAGGAACACGGGUUCGAAAAGGCGACACGCGCGAAAAAGAAACGAUCGGGUGAACGGAACAGAAAGAUCGGGGACAAGAUACGAAAUUGCGAGAGCGACCGAAGACUAAGCUGAAUAAAGAGGGCCAAAAGCUGGGUAAGAAGAGGGAAGAGGACAACGAUAGAAAUCUCAUUUCGACGAGUAACUAGCCGGGAGCAAGAUGAGCUGCUGUACGAGUGCUCCGAUUGUAACUCAAACCUGUGAGACUCUUCUGAGCAAGUGCGAAGUGCCGAUCAUCGACCUCGCUCACAUGGGGACUGAGAGAUGUCCUCAGAAGGGUGUCGUGAAGCAAGUGGCUUCGAAGCUGCUAAGGGCGCUGUCCGAGAAAGGACUGGCCUUGCUCGUCAACCACGGCAUUCCGGAAUGCAAGAUGAAGGCUGCUUACAGAGCUUUCGAUGCAUUUUGUGAGCUUCCAGAUGAGGUACGAGUCAAAUACGAGCGUGCCACGCCGAACAAUUACGGAUAUGUGAAACCAGGACCGUCAACAUACACCGAUGAGAAAGAAGCUCGACAUGUUUUCAAUGUCACCGGAUGUGGAGGGACUCUUCCGGACGAAGAGGUGCCUGGUUUCAGAUCGGCGGUCGAUGAACUUGCUCGAGAUUUCAAACAACUGUCCGCCAUGCUUUUAACUGCUCUGGCCGUGGGCCUAGAGCAAUCCCCUGAUUUCCUGCUCUCGAAGCAUUCGCAUAUGCUGGGACCUGGAAACGAGUCAACCCUACGUCUUCUUUACUAUCCACCUCUUGGUGCACCGGCGCCAGGAUUGGCACGUUGUGGCGCUCAUUGUGAUUAUGGAACUUUCACUUUGUUGGCACAGGAUUGUGAGGGAGGCUUAGAAAUACAAACUCCAUAUGGGGAACGAUGGGGAAGAGUUGGUCAUCUUCCAGGUGCUAUUUUGGUAAAUACUGGCGACAUAUUGGCGAAUUGGACGAACAAUCAACUUCCAGCAUUGAGACACCGAGUUGUUGUACCAGAACUUUAUGGUCGAGGUCGUCAUUCCAUUGCAUUUUUCGUGCAUCCGGAUAAUAAUACUCCCAUUGAGCCUUUGGAUACAAAAAUUGGGAAGGCGAAUCAAGAAUCGGCACCGUGCCGUUUACAGAAAAAGAAACGUGGUGUUUUGACUGCGUAUCAGCAUCUUCAACGUCGUCUUCGAGAAACUUAUGCCUCUUAACAUUAUUGAGACAGUUACACCUUUGUGUUUUUGGAUCAAGACAUCUUUGAAAGAUUACCGUUAAAACUUGCGUUAAAAAAACCUGUAAUUUUGAGUAUCAAAUGAACAUGAUAAAUUUAUAUGAUUCUAAAAUAUUACAGGAUUUCUUUAAAAAACUAAUAUACAGAUAAGAAAUAAUAAUCGAUCAUUAAUUGUGAUUCGAUUGUCCGCUCAUAUCUGUUUCAAACAAAAACAAGUUCCAUUGAUAACGUGUAAGAACUGCAUUGUUGCAUCACAAGGGCAAUAAUAAAGAAAUUUGUACUUACAUUUUGUAAAA